AUGAAACAUGGAAACUCUCUACAACAAGUUUCAAAAAACCCCAAAAACUUUAGAUUCUUAACAAUUUCAACCCUAUGGGCUUACUUGAUCAUCUCUGGGAUGAUACCGUCGCUGGUCCACGGCCAGAAAACGGCCUUGGCAAGCUUCGUAAACACCAUACCUUCAGUUUCCGACCUAGCUCCGGCAAUGAUCAACCGGAAGCUGGAAGUGCGAGAUCGUACGGUGAGGAUUCGCUACCGGAAGAGGCAGUGAAAGUUACAAGAAGCAUCAUGAUUGUUAAACCACCGGGUUAUCAAGGCGGUUCAGCUCCGGCUUCGCCGGCUUCGCCGGCCGGUUCUACUCCGCCGCUAUCUCCUUUCUCUCCGCCGCUGUCUCCGUUCUCUGCAAACGCAGGAGGAAAGGAACCCUUUCGGUUUAGGAGACGGUCGACGUCGGAUGCGUUCGUUAAGGCAGCAGGAGGAUCAGAGACUGGACCAAGGAGCUCUCCUCCUACUUACGGCAUGUGAUCUCUAAUAAAAUCAUGAAAAAGAGAGAAGAACAAGAAAACAGAGUACCCUUAACCGCUGUCGUUUUGACAACAUGAAGUGGUUGUAUUUUGCUUUUGUAGGCCAAAGAGGUGUUCUCUUAUGUGUGCGUGUAUGAGUUUGUUUGUGUGUUUGUUUCUAUAUGUAAUUUCGUCUUUUCGGUUAUGCUUUUUUGCGUUUGUAAAUUUUUGCUGCAAUGAUAAUAAAAACAUGUAGAUGCUUAA
Messenger RNA from Arabidopsis lyrata subsp. lyrata, 748 nucleotides. Its product is annotated as dormancy-associated protein homolog 3. The coding region runs from base 75 to 506 and encodes 143 amino acids. The transcript is spliced from 3 exons. Lineage: Eukaryota; Viridiplantae; Streptophyta; Magnoliopsida; Brassicales; Brassicaceae. The record is from RefSeq and is a predicted model, not a curated record.